Phlebotomus argentipes is the source of this 1402-nucleotide messenger RNA. Its product is annotated as sodium-dependent nutrient amino acid transporter 1-like. Lineage: Eukaryota; Metazoa; Arthropoda; Insecta; Diptera; Psychodidae. Gene Ontology annotation, molecular function: L-amino acid transmembrane transporter activity. The coding region runs from base 1 to 1350 and encodes 449 amino acids. Gene Ontology annotation, biological process: sodium ion transmembrane transport. The transcript is spliced from 2 exons. The record is from RefSeq and is a predicted model, not a curated record. Gene Ontology annotation, cellular component: membrane.
AUGCAAUCGCACACCAACUGUGCCUUUUCGGUAGACGAAGUGCCCUCAGGAGCGCCGGAAGAGGCGCCACCACCUCGCGCCUCUCCGAGCCAGACGCCGAGGGAUCGCUGGAGUCGCGACAUCGAGUUCCUCCUCUCGUGCAUCGCCUUGUCCGUGGGUCUGGGCAAUGUGUGGCGCUUCCCAGUCACGGCGCUGGAGAAUGGUGGCGGAGCCUUUGUGAUUCCUUAUCUCAUUGUGCUGGUGUUUGUGGGACGUCCUGUGUACUAUCUGGAGAUGCUGCUGGGACAGUUUUCCAGUCGCGGCGCCGUGAGGGUGUUCGACUUCGCGCCUGCCUUCCGGGGAAUUGGAUACGGCCAGGUGCUGUCCACGGGCUUCGUGACCAUCUACUAUGCCUCCGUGAUGGGACUCACGCUCAGGUACUUCUUCGCGGCACUCACAACGGAUGAACUGCCGUGGAAUAAGUGCCGGCCAGAGUGGAAUGACUCCUCGACGAUUUGUGUGGACUCGAGUCUGUCAAACACCUUCGGAAGGGCGAUUCAGGAUGACCAGAGACCAAUCACGUCGGCUGAGCUGUACUUCAGCAAAGAGAUCCUGAAGGAGAAGGACUCCAUUGAGGAUGGAAUUGGAUAUCCAGACGCCAUUCUGAUGGGAUGCUUAGCACUCUCCUGGACUGUUGUCUGCCUCACGCUCAUUCGUGGUGUGAAAUCUUCUGGGAAAGCUUCCUACUUCCUCGCCAUCUUUCCCUACAUUGUCCUCACCAUUCUCCUCGUGCGUGCCGUCACUCUUCCCGGCGCUAAGGAUGGCAUUCUCUUCUUCAUCACACCACAAUGGGAUCAACUGCUCGAGCCCAAAGUCUGGUACGCCGCCGUGACGCAAGUAUUCUUCUCCCUCACCAUUUGCUUCGGGAACAUCAUCAUGUACGCGUCGUACAACAGAUUCGAUCAGAAUAUCUACAGAGAUGUUAAUAUCAUCACAACUAUAGACACGGCAACUUCAAUGUUGGCUGGAUUUGUCAUUUUCGGCAUUCUGGGAAAUCUGGCACACGAAAUCGGCACGCAGGACAUCCAAUCUGUGGUGCGAGGAGGCGCAGGAUUGGCCUUCAUCUCGUAUCCGGACGCUCUGUCCAAAUUCACCUUCGCUCCGCAAUUCUUCUCCGCCCUGUUCUUCCUCAUGCUCUUCGCCCUGGGCAUUGGCAGCAACGUGGGCAUGACUUCAUGUGUGAUGACUGUGCUGCGCGAUAGAUUCCCAUCUCUGCCACACUGGCAAGUUGUCCUUGGAAUAGGUUUUGUUGGCUUGCUUCUGGGAUCGAUCUUCGUCACUCCGGUGAGCUUUUUUCUGUCUAUUUAUUAAGAUGUUUAGACUCAAUAUAUUGGCUCUGCUUUUUUUCCUUCCAGGGAGGUCA